AACAACAAACUAUGUAUUGACAACCACUUAAGAUUUUUAAAAUAAAUGAAAAAUUAAGUGUGAAAAUAUAUAAAAAAAGAGUCGUUACUCGUCAAAAUUAUAAGUGAAACAAGUCACCUAAAACGAGUUUACACAGAAAUCGAGGUUCAAAAGUUCGGUUAGAAGUGAAGAAGGGCAUACGCGCACCUCACAAUCCACCGUUUAAACACGGUUGCAUACUUUCAAAUUGAGGUUGUAAUUCAACUUAUUUAUUAUGUUUAUGUUUGAGUCUUAAAAAAGUAAACUUAAAAAAAAGAUAAACAGAAUCAAAACAUUUUUUUUAUAUAUUUUUGGACUAAAAUAGAUAAUCAAGAACAUGCAUGCACAAUAAACACAAAUAAAAAUUGAAUGGACUGAUUUGAUUAAAAUAAAAAAAAUAAAGAACUGAUUUGAAAAGAUUUGAAACUUUUGGACUAAAAGUAGAAAGAUUCAGCAGGACUCCGCCCCGCCCCGACCAUGCCAUUGCCGAAGCAAGUGCAUGCUGCAAUCUGUUCGAGUCCAACUAGCCCUACAUUCACGCAAUCUUCCUCUACCUCAGGCUUUGGGGAGUUCGUUCUGCUUUUCUCUUUUAUCUCACAUAACGAAAACAAGGAUCAGUCCAUUUGAAUCAGGCUUAGUUUGAAGGUUUUAGAUUCAGCUCUAAUUAACUAAGCUAAGAAAGAAGAAGCAAUUCUAAUUCUAAGGUUAAGGCAUCCCAACUAAGUUCUGGACCUAUCUGAAUAAUUAUCCUAUGAGGUA
Rubroshorea leprosula is the source of this 777-nucleotide messenger RNA. The record is from the annotation of a GenBank genome assembly. Lineage: Eukaryota; Viridiplantae; Streptophyta; Magnoliopsida; Malvales; Dipterocarpaceae.